This is a messenger RNA of Haplochromis burtoni (Burton's mouthbrooder), 7660 nucleotides long. It is a transcript of the gene ebf1a, whose product is annotated as EBF transcription factor 1a. The record is from RefSeq and is a predicted model, not a curated record. NCBI's taxonomy places the organism in Eukaryota, Metazoa, Chordata, Actinopteri, Cichliformes, Cichlidae. Gene Ontology annotation, biological process: regulation of transcription by RNA polymerase II. Gene Ontology annotation, molecular function: DNA-binding transcription factor activity, RNA polymerase II-specific; RNA polymerase II cis-regulatory region sequence-specific DNA binding. The transcript is spliced from 17 exons. Bases 902 to 2701 code for a protein of 599 amino acids.
GACAGAUGAUUGUCCGCGUUAUUAACUAUGUUUGAGGCGUGCAGACCACGCCUCCUUCACCUACUAGUCCUCCCCUUUGCGUGCAGACCACGCCUCUUUCACCUACUAGUCCUCUCUCCUGUUUGGCAUCCCAGAGAUGGUCCAAAGUGAUUCCUCAGGGAAGGAAAAAGAGCGCAAAUCACCCGAGCGGGAGAUGAGGAGGAGUUGAGCCGCUGCUGCCCGGGACUGCCGCUUAAUUGCGCGUAAUCUUCCGUUUCAUUCAUCUGAGCUGAGAGAGAGAGGAGGGGAAGACUUUGUAAAUAAGGAAACGGAGCUAAGGAAAGCGAAACGCGUUUUCAUCUCCUCGUUUUUCGUUUUCUCUUUGGACUGUUUGUUUGCAAAGAAAAAAAAGAAAAGAGAGAGAAAGAGGGGGAAACUGACAUUUUUGCUCGCGUUUAUGUCAGCUGCACCUUGAUCCCGGGGACUGUCGCCAACUCAGUGCAGCCUCUCAUCCUGCGCUUCCCCCCUCUUUCAUCGUUUCUCACGCUGUUCAUCUUCACACAGCUGCUGCUUCCCCACUCCGUUUUCCUUCUGGAGUCGCUGACACGAGGUGCAGCUAACCUCGGAUGCUGACAGCUCCCGGCCUCCCUUUAUUCUUUCUUUCUUUCUUUUUUUCCCUUCCACAUGUCGCAUCUUUUGUUUACUUUGAGAAACACGCCGCAACUAAACGCCGAGUGAAACAGACCACGCUACUUUGCUCGUUCUGACAGCGCGAUCAAACAGACAAGCAAGAGGAGGGGAGGCAGGAGGGGAAAAGAAGAAGAAGAAGAGAGAGAGUGAAAGGAGGGAGCCGAGGAGAGGAGGAGAGAGAGAGGGGGGAGAGAGUGAGUGAGAGAUAGAGACAGUGUGAAGGUGCGUUUUGAUGUUUGGCAUCCACGAGAGCAUCCAGAGGAGUGGGAGUAGUAUGAAAGAAGAGCCCAUGGUGGCCGGGAUGAACGCGGUUCGGACAUGGAUGCAGGGCGCCGGGGUGCUGGACGCCAACACAGCCGCCCAGAGCGGAGUGGGUCUCGCUCGGGCACACUUCGAGAAACAGCCGCCCUCCAACCUCCGCAAGUCCAACUUCUUCCACUUCGUCCUGGCUUUGUACGACAGACAGGGUCAGCCUGUGGAAAUAGAGAGAACCACUUUCGUCGACUUUGUAGAGAAGGAAAAGGAAAUGACGGGGGAAAAGACCAACAAUGGGAUCCAUUAUAGACUUCAGCUCCUCUACAGUAACGGGAUCAGGACGGAGCAGGACUUGUAUGUUCGUCUCAUUGACUCUAUGACUAAACAGGCCAUUGUUUAUGAGGGCCAGGACAAAAAUCCAGAGAUGUGUCGGGUGCUGCUGACCCAUGAGAUCAUGUGCAGUCGAUGCUGCGAUAAGAAGAGUUGUGGCAACAGGAACGAGACCCCAUCAGACCCUGUCAUCAUCGACAGGUUCUUCCUCAAGUUCUUCCUGAAGUGUAACCAGAACUGCCUGAAGAAUGCAGGGAACCCUCGAGACAUGAGGCGUUUUCAGGUGGUUGUGUCGACUACGGUGAGCGUGGAGGGUCACGUUCUGGCCGUCUCCGACAACAUGUUUGUGCACAAUAACUCAAAACACGGGCGCCGAGCUCGGAGGCUGGACCCGUCAGAAGGAACGCCAUCCUACCUGGAACACGCAACCCCCAGCAUCAAAGCCAUCAGCCCUAGUGAAGGCUGGACCACAGGGGGCGCAACAGUCAUCAUCAUCGGGGACAACUUCUUUGACGGCCUACAGGUCAUCUUUGGGACAAUGCUGGUCUGGAGUGAGCUCAUCACCCCCCAUGCCAUCCGCGUCCAGACUCCACCCAGACACAUCCCCGGGGUGGUGGAAGUCACACUCUCCUACAAAUCCAAACAGUUCUGCAAAGGCACACCUGGACGCUUCAUCUACACAGCGCUGAACGAGCCAACCAUAGACUACGGCUUCCAGAGGUUACAGAAGGUCAUUCCCAGACACCCUGGAGAUCAAGAGAGAUUACCUAAGGAGGUGAUUUUAAAGAGAGCGGCAGAUCUGGUGGAGGCCUUGUACGGGAUGCCUCACAAUAACCAGGAGAUGAUUCUGAAACGAGCAGCGGAUAUCGCGGAGGCCCUCUAUACAACAGUCCCAAGAGGGCACAACCAGCUAGCCAGUCUUGGCAGCAGCUCUGUUCAUGCUGGCAUGAUGGCAGUAAACUCUUUCACCGGGUCAGAGGUGGCACAAACAGCCAAUCAGGGUUUCAGUAGGAGUACAAGCAGUGUGUCCCCUCAUGGUUAUGUCCCCAGCUCUACUCCCCAGCAGAGUAGCUACAGCUCUGUCUCCACUAGCAUGAAUGGCUACGCUAACUCUGGCAUGGCAACCUUGGGCACCUCGCCCAACUUCCUCAAUGGAUCUGCAGGCAACUCGCCUUAUGCUAUCGUCCCGUCCAGCCCGACGAUGGCGUCGUCGACCAGCCUGCCCUCCAACUGCAGCAGCUCCUCUGGCAUCUUCUCCUUCUCUCCAGCUAACAUGGUGUCUGCAGCCGUCAAGCAGAAGAGCGCAUUUGCCCCCGUUGUCCGACCCCAGAAUUCCCCUCCUCCCACGUGCACCAGCGCUAAUGCUAACAGCCUGCAAGAUCAGUCUUUUGUGGACUCUAGCAAGUACUCAUCAGCCAGCUCUCUGCAGGGCCUGGCCUUCUCCUGAACAGCGAUUCCCGGGAUGAUCGUUCCACCCAUGUAGAGGAUCUGGGAUAGCUGGAGAUUUGGGAAUGUUGAGAGGAAAAAAAAGACAGUAGCGGAGUCUGGUGAGUCUCUGUUAUGCUGCAGAGCUAAAGUGAAGGAAGUCAAGAUAAAGACGCAGGACUCUGUUAAACUCAGGCCUUUCCAUUGGGAUUUCAUCUGAAGGCGAUAGGAGAGAAAGAAAAAGGGGACAAUAUGAACCUUUUGUGAUGUUAUUUCCCUCUUGGUUGAAAUAGUGUAGCUUCUCUGACACCAUGUUGGAUGGAGUGUAUAGAGACUGAUAGUUUGCCCACAGUGUGACACUGACCUCAUGAAAAGAGCAUUUAUUUAUCUUUGUGUUUAUGCCUGUAAGGUUUGGGUUUGAUUACUGGAGGCCCCCACGCCGCCUUGCAAUCCAUAACUCGCACAAACAACAGCGAAGUGUUGGUUUGGCCAUGAAGUUUACAAUAACUUCAGUCACAAACAAAGGAGCUUUCCUUACCGUUUCCGCCUCUCUAAAACCGCAGAGCGACACAGUGGCCAAAUGGAGAAGGAAAAAAAAAGUUCAGCAACACAGAAAAAAAUAGAAAAUCAACCAUUGAUUUUGCUGCUAAUUUUCCAAUAAAUCUUAAAAAUUGUCUAGCAAAACUGCCCCAAGCUGUUUAAACAUCACGCCUUGCUUUUAUUUUAUUUUAUUUUAUUUUUUUAAAUCUCUCUCUCUCUCAUUUUGGUUGGUUUGUUUGAAUUUUAAUAAAACUGUGAGGAUAGAGCUGUUUGCAAUAUGCUUUUUCUGCUUGACAUGUGAAGACAAGGUGACGAUGAGAAUUUAGCCAAAACUGACGAGGUUUUUAGUGAAGACUUGAAAAGCCAGAGGAUGUGUGUGCGUCCAGCCAGCACUGUAACUGAAGGAGCCUAGCAAAUAUCAAAUUAGAAUAAAUGCGUGAUAUAUGUGAUAUAUUUUUGUAUAUAUAAAAAAAAUGUUCAUUUUGGGGUUUUUUUCACUUCUUUACUCUUUUUUUUUGCGAUAGCUCUAGUUUGAAAUGUAAACAUUAAAUGUCUUAAGGCAGCUUCUCAGUACAGAAGAUAGAUUUACUGCGUCUUGUCAAUAUCUCAUUUGCUAAACAUGAGAAACAUGGGUUUGGAUACAAAAAGGGGAUCCCUGUAAAAUACCCUAUAAAUAAUGUAUUUAUCCCUUGUAUUUGUACAUUGACUCUCACCCUCGUUUAGUUGUGUUGUGUAAGUUUAAUACAGUAAGUGAACACUUUUCGCAGUGUUUCGUUUCAUUAUUUGCUGUUGUCUCUCACUAUUUAAAUGUGACUUUUUUUUAAUCUUUGUUCCUUUUUGUUUUUUGUAUGUUGUUUUGCAUCAGUAUGCCAUGCUUCUGUUUGUUGAUUCAAAACAUGCCAUUGUCUAUUUUUGUAUUAUUUGUAAGUUAAUAAAAAAAUCUUUUUUUUUUCCUUAUGAAAAUGUUUAUUGUACGGCAAAAAAAGUAGCAUCCUAUUCAGAGUAUUUCGUUGAAGUAGAUUUUUUAAGAAUAUAAACACACAUUAAUAUAUACUGUAAAUCUAUAUCUUUUUGUUUGAACUCUGAGGCUUUCAGAUUGAUACUGUUCUUGAACUGAUAAUAUGCAUGGGUUCUUCUCUUGAGUGACUCUUUCUUUAUGUGUGUGGAAAACCAAGAGAACAAACAAAUUGCUCUGUUUUUCUUUCUUUGUGUUCCUCUUUUUUGCCUCCCUCCUCUUCCUCCUCCUCCUCUGUUCUUCCCUAUGUUAUUUAUGCCUGCUUACAUACUGUAUCUAUAUACUCUUUCUUUUAUUUCUGUCACUGUAAUCUUUACCAGCAGUCUAGAUGCCUUAACAAUGCAAACCCAUUCUUCAUUCAAUCAUGUGUACAGUUUUUCUACCCUCACCACAAUUGUCUGUUGCCACAGAGGAAUUCAUGAGAACUUGGGGACAAAGCACAAACCCACUCUGUUUGGUGGUAAAGCCAGACUAGAAUACAAAGAGCCAUAAUUCAACAAUCACACACACACACACACACCCCGAUGUACUAUAAUACUGCAGCAAUGGCACGCUUUGAAGGACAAGUCGGAGCGGCCUUUCUCAGCUGUGCUUCCUGCACGUUCGGAGAAACACUUUUUGUAGCAAUUAUGUAGCUUUUUUUUAAUGAUUUUGGCAGCAUGAUAGUAACAUUUCUCAUCAACCACAGGAUCACAACAGUACGACAACACAUGGCUGUUUUUAUUGUAGUACAGAGGGGCGCACAGUGAAGACAAGCGCUGCCACAGCACAAUUUUAAUCUCUACACAGAGUUGUAGGUCUGACUCCAGUAUCCGACAGUCAACCCAGCCCCCAGUCCUUCACCGUCUGUAUUGGCCUUUGGACAAUACAGCUUCAUUUCAAGCUAAACAAGACUAAAAAGAACAUGUGAUGAACCACAAAAGGGAGCUCCUUGGCCCAUCAGACAUUUCUGUAGUCUUUUUUUUUCUUUUUUUUUCGUGUCUGUCGUGUGUCUUCAAGCUGUUGCUGGACAGAGAAUAGGGCUUUUUCUCUCUCUGCUUUUUCUUUUCUAGAGCCUGGUUUUGUUAAGGGGGUAGAAAGGACCGUUUUAACAGAGGCGCCUGCUGACAGACGAGUGUUUUUCAGGCACUUGUGUGCCUGUGCCGGUCUGGGCCAGGGCGGGAGGGGCCGCAGCAUAUCUGUUUCAAAUGAACUACAGAGGUCUGUUGUCAUACAAUGGCAUCUUUGUAAGCAAAAGUUCCAUCCCAAAUAUGAGUAUCAGUAAUGGGUGACAAAGUUUUUGUAUUUAGGUAACAAACAACAAAAAAAGAAGAAGAUGCAAACCAAAUAGCUGGUGUCUAUUUUUUCCUCUGUUUGUCUUUGACUGCAAAUACACUGAACAGCUCUAUGAUAUAAGGGAAGAAAAAAAAAUCUACUGUAUAGAUUGUUAUUGUUUUUGAUGAAAAUUGAGCUGUAAGAUAACUUUUGGAAUCUCACAAUGUUGAAUUAAAGUUACCUCUUGUCUGUGACUUUGUCAGGUGUCCUUUUAUUUCAAAAUAUGCCUCAUUCCUGAUUUAUUUUAUGUUACCGGUUUUCUCUGGGCUUUUUUUUUUUCACUGAAAAUGUCUUCUCCAAUUAGCUGACAGGCAGCUGACUAAGAAUAGAGGAGGAACGGCUACGGCUUAUUCCACAGGUCAGAAACAGGCCUGCAUCCUUUCCCCUGCUCGGCUCCUUUCUCUAAUGAAUCUAAUUCAUUAAUGCAUUACUGAUGGCAUGGUGAACAUGGUUAGCCUGACAAGUUUCCUCCUAAACAUAUUAGUUAAUGAUGAUUCCAAGGUUAUUAAUUGCAAAGGCACCAGCCCACCAUAAUUGAGUCAUCAUUUGCAUACCCGGUCAUCAGCAGAAAAUUAAUUUCUUUUUUAUUUUUUGCAUAUCUAAUUUAGAAGGCUGCGAUUGGAUUAGCUCGUGAAAACAGCAGAACACCAGGAUUCUGCUGACCUCAAAGUAUUCCAGGGUCUCCUCGGUAACUGGAGGCUUCCGCAACACCAAGGGGCGGUGAGGGGGGAAAGCAAGACGACCUGGAAGUACUGAUGAAAUAAGGGCUCGUAAACACUGCAUGUGCUUGUGUGUGUUUGCCUCCCUAAUUGCCUAAAGGUUCAUAACAACACACAGUCUUUUUUUCCUCUCUCUACUAAGUCUAAUAACAGAGUUGAUAGUUUGCUGACAAACAGUAAAGUGGGUGGCGGCGUGCAUGAUUUAGCAGUAAGAGGUGGGAUAUUGAAUUAUGGAGGUUGCACACUUAGUCCCGAGGAAAAUGAGUCCUGGAGCCUAAUGUUUUUGAUUAGCAAGCCGAGCACCAAUGCUGCGUUGCACCGAGGGAUUCGGCUUCCCCUAAAUGUAGCUUGCAGUGCAGCACAUAUACACACCUACACACACUGAAACACGCACACACUCAUAAAUCAUAAAUACACAUAGACAAAAGGUGAACGCAUUUUGCUCUUUAUUUCCAGCUGCUUUUCAGGCCCCAGAUAGACUGGUCAGUGUGGGAGGAGGACAAUAGGAGUGGGAGGCCGAGGGCAGCAUGGAGCCAGCAGACCUCAGCCCUCUGGAGACGUAACAUUAAAGACGCUAUUCCUGGAGAACUACUCCACUGGAUAGAGCCGGCAGAGCCCUCGCACAUCAAGAGAGGUGCUGUUCAGGAGCUUCUGUGCUACUAGUACCCUAAUGAAAUAUAUUAAUGCACACAUUCCUCGCUCUCCUACUCCACCUCCUUCUUUUUUCUCAUUCUCUUCCCUGCAUGGACACAUGAAGGGAGGAAGAGCGGAGAGAUGUAUUUGAAAGAAAAACAGGAGUCCCCAUGGGGAUCUCGGAUAAAGAAGAGGAAAGGAAAGAAAUGGAAAGGAGAGAGGAUGUGAGUGUGUGUGUAGGGGGAUAUUCAGAAUGGAGGCAAGGCUUAGACAGCGAACAAAACACAAGGAGAGGAGGGAUGAAUAUUAAUAAUAUUCUGUGUUGGAAAAUAGUCACAAUGGACAUCAUUGAAAGACGCAGAGAGGCAACGGGAAGCGAGAGCCAUCCCCGGCCUUACUUACUGAGCGUGUGCGCACCUUCCCGCAUGCGCACGAACACGCCUGCCAUAUUUGAGCACACCUCGAACAAGUGUGUACUCACAGUCGGGUUUUGCGCGCCCGCUUGCGAGGGUGUGUGGUCGUUUCCCACAGUAAUUAUCCCGAUGACUGUGGGUGUCUGUCUAUGAUCUGUGUGGUACCUGUCAGAGGGAGCCCAGCAGAGCCCGUGCUUUAUAUUCCCUGUAAUUGCUGCUGCUAAUUUACUGUGCGUUGGCCUAAUGAGUAGGGAGGUGAGGGGCUGGGGUAUGUAAUGGAUGUUAGAGAGAUAGAGAUAGAGAGAUGGAUUUCACCACUGGCGGCACACAGAGAGGGAAGAGGGGAG